Messenger RNA from Verticillium dahliae VdLs.17, 933 nucleotides. RefSeq names its product mitochondrial oxaloacetate transporter. NCBI's taxonomy places the organism in Eukaryota, Fungi, Ascomycota, Sordariomycetes, Glomerellales, Plectosphaerellaceae. Gene Ontology annotation, biological process: transmembrane transport. The transcript has 4 exons. The coding region runs from base 1 to 933 and encodes 310 amino acids. The record is from RefSeq and is a predicted model, not a curated record.
AUGUCAACAACGCUGGGCGCCUUCCUCGCUGGUGGCAUCGCCGCCUGCGGUGCCGUCACAGCCACACACCCUUUCGAGACGGUCAAGAUCCGGAUGCAGCUUCAGGGCGAGCUCCAGGACAAAGGCCAUCAACCACACAAGUACAGAGGACCCCUCCAGGGAGUGUCGGUCAUCGUGCGGAAUGAAGGCGUCAAGGGUAUCUACAGGGGAAUAGGGAGCGCAUACAUCUAUCAAAUCCUGCUCAACGGCUGCCGACUUGGUUUUUACGAGCCCAUGCGUGGCACCCUGACCAAGCUCGUGUUUGAUGACAGCAAGGUCCAGAGCCUGGGCGUCAACAUGAUUUGCGGUGCCGGCUCAGGUAUCAUCGGUGCCGCCAUGGGCAGCCCGUUCUUUCUCGUCAAGACAAGACUGCAGAGCUUCUCGCCAUUUCUACCCGUCGGCACCCAGCACAACUACAAGAACGCAUGGAACGGCUUCACUUCCAUCUACAAGGCCGAGGGUGGCCGUGGUCUCUACAGAGGCGUUGGCGCCGCCAUGAUCAGGACUGGCUUUGGCAGCUCUGUACAGCUCCCCACCUAUUUCUUUGCCAAGAGGAGACUGGUCCGUCACUUCGGCAUGGAGGAGGGGCCCGCUCUCCAUCUCGCCAGCAGCACCGUCAGCGGCUUUGUUGUCUGCUGCGUCAUGCAUCCUCCAGACACAAUCAUGUCUCGUCUUUACAACCAGAAUGGAAACCUGUACAAGGGCGUCUUCGACUGCCUCCUCAAGACCAUCCGGACCGAGGGCUUGUUCGCCAUUUACAAGGGCUUUGUCCCGCAUCUUGCUCGCAUCCUGCCCCAUACUAUCCUGACAUUGAGCUUGGCGGAGCAGACGAACAAGCUGGUCCGCGUUUUGGAAACCCGUAUUUUGAGCCCGGUGGCGUUGGAAAGCCCAUGA